Candidula unifasciata is the source of this 3132-nucleotide messenger RNA. Lineage: Eukaryota; Metazoa; Mollusca; Gastropoda; Stylommatophora; Geomitridae. The record is from the annotation of a GenBank genome assembly.
AUGAAGUUAGAGAAAUCUAUGCAAAAACAGACAGAAGAGGAUCAACAGCCACCGCUGGUAGAACCUAAAUCAAGACAAGAACAAGAAAACCAGCAGCAGCAGCAGCUAGGUGCAGCUGUAUCUGAACCUACACAGUUCACAUCACUGCAGAAAAAAACACAAUUCAACAAACCGUUUGAUCCAGAUAUAAAUAAAGCUGGUCCUAGCACUUCACAUAAUGAUUCUAGGACUCAUGAAACACAACAAAUUCACAAUGGCAAGCAUACAAAAAGUGAGGAUUUUGCAAAGCAACAUAAAAAGGCAACUGCAUCCACAGAAGUUCCUACAGAACUAUCGGACAGUUCUGAACAUGAAGUUGAGAAAAUUACAGUACAAAGAAUUGACACUGUCAUUUGCAUCACUGCAGAAAAGACUAUAACUGAGGUCCGUAGUUCCAGAGGAGAAUUAAUUCGACGAACAGAAAAUACAGUAGAGGUGGAAAGAAAAGUUUUUGACAAAGUGGUAUCAGAGAAAGUCACAGAACGUAUCAUCUUACCCCAGCUGUCCCCUUCAAGAUCAGUCAGCACAAUGACUACCGGUGAUUUGGCUGAUAUAAGCUCAUCCUCACUGUCACGGGUCUACAGCUCAGGAUCAAAGAGUAGCAACCCAAGCAUUGAUGUGGCUCAUUAUGAUCAGAGUAUGCCCACCCCAGCCCAGAGACAACAAAAUGUGGAACAGCAAGAUAACAGACAGCAGCAAGAGGAUGAAUGCCGACAUAAUGCAGACUUGCCAGGAGCUAGUGCAAUUGCUAUCCUGAUGCCAGUAGUUCAACCAAAAAGGCAUAGUGCAAGUUCAUCCACAGGCAAGGACCUCUUCAGUACCCCAGACCAGUCUAUAAUAGACCGUGCUGACAGUGACAUUGGUAAAGUGGUCUCCAGUUCCAACAGUACCCCAUGUUCUCACAGUUUUAUUAGCCCAAGCACAGCCAUAAGAAAGCCAGAUCAUGAAGGCAGAACUAAGAUUAUCACACCCACAAGUACCAGAAGUAAAGGAGCGUUAACUCAUGGCAUGUCCACAUCUACUCGUCUUCCCACUGAUGGUGAUGUAAGCUUACCUGUAUCUACCAUAGUGCUUGAUCCGCCAGAACAAGCAGGUGGUAAUAAAGGUGCUCCUGUUGUUUAUGGUCAGAACACACCAGUGGAAAAGGUAAUUUAUGGUCUUAGACAUAGAGAAACACCUGGAACACAAGAUAAUCACAAUAUAAGAGGAAAACGGACAGUCAAAUCAGACAGUCGUGGUGAGGAGCAGUCAGCGGAAGAUUCAAAAUCAUCAAAGUUUGUCAGUAAGAAACGAAAAAUUUCAGGUGCUGAGACUAGCAAGACAACACCUCAACAGCAGAAACUAAAAACACAUGCAGAAGUAUCCAGAGAAGAUGUGGGAGAGUUGACAGAUGUUCAGAGCACGGGUUUCAGUGUGCAUGGAGGUCAGCCAUCGGCGAGCGGUGGUUCUCUGAAGGAUCCUGUUCUAACUGUUUCAUCAAAGUCCAGUGCUGGUUUCAGUUACAGUCCAGAAAUAUCAUUACAAGGUGGACUGAGACAAGCUGGGGCAAACAUGGUGGUUCUUAAUGAGUACAGAAGCAAAGCAGUUCAAGGUGCCAAAGUAAUGGGCAAAUGGAAAGACGGUUAUUACUACCCUGGCGUUUUAAGUAAAGUGGACCACAGCAGUAAAAAGUACAUGAUACAGUUUGAUGAUGGCUCUCAGCGCUUAGUCAAACCAAAUGAAAUCAUCUUAGCUGCCGAGCUUCCUGUUGGUCAGAGUGUCAUGGUGCUGGCCAAUAAUGAUUUCUAUGAACCUGGUAUGGUCAUGGGUCACAGUGAAGCACAGUCAGAGGUUGGACCUGCAAAUUUUGUUUAUCAUGUUGAGAGGGAUGAUGGCAUCACUCAGGUUUGCGAGAGGAAAAAUCUGAUUUUAAGCGAGGGCCAGGCUGCCUGUCUUCUCAGCGACGAAGAAAUGAGAAUCAGCCCUGAUGUUUGUACUCCUUCGACCAGCAAACCUGGGGAUAUCUCUCUGGAUAAUUUAGUGGAAGGUAAAAGACAUCUAAAGUCUAAAUCAGUCAAGGCGGUGUCCGACAAAGAGGAUCAGCCAUCAGUUUCUGGUGCACAGUUGACUUCUGUAGCAGCACCAUCCAGCGCCAUUGAAGGUGAAAACUGUCAGAGUGGGAGAAAGCGUAAAGAGGGACCAGUUGCAACUAGCACACCUACUGUUAAACAAAUCUGCAAGGAAGGCAAGAAGAAAGGUACACCAGUGAAAAAUCCAGUUCCCCAUUCUUUAGGCGGGGCUGUGGCAUCUCCACACGAUCCUAAAAAAGUGCAACAAAAAGCUCGGACAGGUCUGCUAUUUGAAACUUCACUGAAAAAAUCCAAACUGUUUGAAGGGAUGACCUUUAUAUUGACCCACGUUGAAAAAUCUGCUGAGGACAGACGGCAGGAGAAAUUACUUCUAGAAGAUUCUUCUUUUGAAACUUCCACUGACAACAACACAGAUGUUGAAUGUGACACUUCACCAUUUAUGAAAGAACACCUUCAGCUUAUUAUUGAGAAUGGUGGAGGACAGGUGAUACAUUCCAUUAGCGAUGCCAUGCCAGGCAAGCACUGCUACUUGGUGGCAGCAGAAUAUCAAAGAACCGUGAAAUAUCUUCAAGCCCUGGCAGCUGGGAUAACCAUUGUGUCUCAUCAGUGGAUUCUACAUUCUGUAGCAGAGAACCGGCUGCAGGGGUUGAAAGCUUACAUUCUACCAGCAGGCAUCAGUCUAGAGAAGCGAAAGCUUGUGGAAAGGACAAGAAGUUGCAGUGAUUUAGCCAACCAGACUGUGAUGGUUGUGUCUAACAACAAGGAGUUCAUUGAGGCAUGGAUGUCCAUCUUGAAGAUGGCACAGAGUCAUAUUGUUACUCGCUUUCCUACCAGAGCUAGCAAAAAUGACCCAGGGGUUGAUGUGGUAGUCUCAGACAGUUCUUGUCCAUCAACUGUUGUACGGAGAUGCCAGCAGCUGGAUGUGCCUCUCGUCUCUUCAGAAUGGGUAGCUCAGUGUCUCAUCACUGGCCAUCUUGUGGAUGUCAAGGGUCACGAGAAAUACAAACAUGAUUUUUCUUCAUGA